Messenger RNA from Phragmites australis (common reed), 2572 nucleotides. RefSeq lists its product as uncharacterized. Gene Ontology annotation, biological process: DNA damage response. The transcript is spliced from 7 exons. Gene Ontology annotation, molecular function: metalloendopeptidase activity; polyubiquitin modification-dependent protein binding; single-stranded DNA binding. Bases 130 to 2202 code for a protein of 690 amino acids. The record is from RefSeq and is a predicted model, not a curated record. Gene Ontology annotation, cellular component: nucleus. Lineage: Eukaryota; Viridiplantae; Streptophyta; Magnoliopsida; Poales; Poaceae.
CGUCCUCCUCGCAGUUGCAACCGUUCACUCGCUAGUGAGGUGAGGAGGGGAGGGGAGAGGCGAGUUGGUCUUCUGCUACUACUCGUCGGUACCGUGCGAGUGAGGGCUGGGCGGCGGCGAUCGACGGCCAUGGAGACGGAGGCGAUGGAGGAGACGGACCUCGCAGACCCCAAUCCGGACGUGGGGGUGCUGUUCAAUCACUUCGACGGGCUCUACUUCCAGGGCGCGCUCGCCGCCGCCGGCUUCUCCGUCCAUUGGGGCUCCUCGAUCAACAGCAGUUCUUUUGGAUCCAUUACCUUUUCAAAACCAAGAAAUACCAUAACACUCUCUGAGCCUGUGCUGAGAUAUCGCUCAACUGCUGAUCGGAAGAAAGCAUUGCUGCAUGAAAUGAUUCAUGCAAUCAUAUACAUAAAGUUUCAAAGGAAGGACCGCGCACAUGGUCCUAUUUUCCGUGAUUGGGUGGAUGCUAUUAACUCUUGCCCCAUAGAGGAUGAUCAGAGACCGCGUGGUGGGUACAAUCUCACCACCCGCCAUGAUUUUGGUACAGAAGAGCCCCGCAGCGUCAAGACUUUUCUGUGGAAGUGUAAAUCUUGUGGAGAUACACUUGUCAGGCCCUCAAAUCAGGGUCCUCCAUCUGAUGCCUGCUGCAUUGAGAAUGUUUGCAACGAUGACACUUGUCGGAACAUGCUUUGCCGCUGGCACAACCACAAGAAGGGAUGUCGUGGUACAUAUGCAAAAGUAGUGCACACAGAUCAAAAGGAGGAUCCGAGAGGUACACAGUUGCGUCUGAUUUGCACAUCUGAAAUGUCCAAGUCACAAGGAGCUAGUCAAGAAUCAGAUGCAGCCGCAUUGCAGGAGAAUGCUACUGCCACAAAACCAAAACCAGAAGGCAAGCUUCUCUCUCUAGCGAGCGCCAGCAGUGUGAAAUUACAAGGAAGUAGCUCCUCGAAGAAGGCAGGCAAGAGGCAUAGGCCUGAAGACGGUCAAAAACUGAAGCUGAACCAAUCCUUGGCUGCAUCGGAGAAGCAUGAACUUUUCUCUCCAGUCGGUUGUGAUGAUACAAAAUCACCGGGAAGUAGCACCUCAAAGAUGGCCGGCAAGCGGCGUAAGCUUGAGGAUGUUCAGAAACCUAGUGUUCCUCCUGCUACGAUCCAGGGAAAACUGAAGCAAGACAUUCGAAAACCAAGUGGUCUGCUUGCUAGCUCUCCGAGGAAAUUGAAGCUGAACCAAUCCUUGGCUGCAUCGGAGAAGCAUGAUCUUUUCUCUUCACUCGGUUGUAAUGAUAAAAAAUCACUGGGAAGUAGCACCUCAAAGAUGGCAGGCAAGCGGCGAAAGCUUGAGGAUGUUCAGAAAUCCAGUGUCCCCCCUGCUGCAACCCAGGGAAACCUGAAACUGAAGGAAGACUUGGUUGCAUCGGAGAAUAACAAGCUACUCCCUCUAUUGUAUUGCGGCAAUGCACAAUCACCGCAAAGUAGCUCCUCUAAGAAAGCACGCAAGCAGCAUAAUCCUGAAAGCACUCAGAAAACCUGUUCUCUGAGAAAACCAAAGCAGAACUUGGUUGCCCCAGAGAAGAAUGAACUUUUCUCUCCAGUGGGUUGCAGCAAUUCAAGAGCACUCGAUGGAAGCUCUUCAAAGAAGGCACGCAAACGGCAUGAAGCUGAAGACAUUCAGAAAGCAACUGUUCUGCCUGCUGCUCCUCAAAGUAAACUGAAGCAAUCAAGCUUUGUUGCGUCGAAGAAGCAAAAGAGUAAAUGCAAAAGGAAACCCGCUAGCGAAAAGGAGUAUGCUGUGAUGAGCGUGUAUCUGGAUUACUAUGAAUCAGACAGAUCGAGUGGAUCAACCGAGCCCCUUUUAAACAAAAGAACAGAGCUAAGAAAAAAAGAAAGAGCAAGAAUUCGGACUUAUUCACUAUCAAAGAAGAUUAACUUUGCUUCCUUGGAAGACUCUGGGAUAAAUGUCUCGGUCAGUAGCCACAGAAUCAUGACUGAGCCUCGUAAAGAUGAAUCGGCGCAACUGUCCCGGCCACCAUCUCCAUGCUCAGGCGUUGACCAGGUCGUGACUCAAAAAGCCACCGAGGAUCAGUCCCAGCCACCAGCUCCAUGCUUGGAUAUUGUUACACUUCAACCAGCAGAUCCACUUGGCUUGAUUCCUCCAGAUCAAAGCAUUGGCCCUGGCAUAAUAGAUAUUUCAGAUGAUGACUGACCUUACCGCUUUUCGAUGAUGAAAUGCUUAGCAUUUUGAAUGCUUGCUGCGUUGCUGGGCUUAUUGGUAGUGAUCGUGCAACAUGCAGGGUGUUGUAUGGAUGAGCAACCAGCUCAUUGGAUGUUAACAGUAGGUCAUAGUAUUUUGGAACUGACAUAAGUACGGCUAGUUCUUACUAUAGUGAAGUAGCUUAUGACUAGUGUUACAAACGCACCAUUUGAACCACUCUAGCAUACAUGUCUAGGAGGCAUGGAGCUCUUAAAAGUGGCAUGUAACGUUGAACUGUUUGGUGGACAUGAUGCCACAUUGCUAGUGCAACAGCCUGAAUGCAUGGAUGUGUAUGUCAUACUCCAUUAGGCAUGUUGCAUCA